AUGCUUUUUUCGAAAGUUAACCAUGUUCUAAUAAAUUCUAUUCUCUAUUCGCGUAUGCAAUUAAUAAUCGCACGAUUCGGUUAUCGAAAUGCAACCUCUGAAUUGCGUCAGUAUUUUGAAAAGGAAAUCAAUGAACAUAAGAAAAAAGGAACUCUGCCAACGACAUUUAUAUUACAUGAUUCAAAAUACUAUGAAACACUUUCGCGUAUUCGUAGUAAAUCAGAUCGUCUUUCGUAUCUUCGUUCGUUAAUGGCAAUCAUUAAUACGCCACCAACAGUCGCUGUUCCACAAGAUUCCGGUGGUGUUCAUACUGGAUUCUUAACUCCAUAUAAAAACCUUGCUCAAUCUGAUCUAGUCAACAUGUCCGUGUGGAACUAUUUAAAAGCACAAAGAUUACAUGAUAAUCUUUUUCUCGACUGUUCAAAUAUAUCUAGUCUUCCUUUGGCACGAUUGAUAAUCGAUAUGAGAGCAAUUUUCAAUGCACUGAUUGAUCCUUGGUGGCCGAUAUUACUCGGCGUGUCCGACGAGAGACAUAGUGAAAUCAUCGACAUAUUAAAAAACAAACAUCGACUGCACGGUCCACAUCUAUCAACAUGGGAAACAAGUGAUCAAGCGAUCAAUGAGAAAGAUUUUGUACUGAUUUGUGCAAAUCAUGGUGAAACUAUCUAUGGACUCGACUCUAAUGAAAAUUACGUGGUACAGAUUGAUGGUGAUCAUCGACAGUGCUGUUUAGGGAAUGUUAAAGGUGAAAAAGUCAAUUUAUACAAAAGUGUUGUAAAACUUGAAUCAAGAACAAAGAGCUUCAAUAAUUCCAAACGGAUUCUAACACCUGAUUUGUUUCAGAUAUUGGCUUCAUUGAAAAUGAAAGGUUUAUUUUAUAGGAAAGUUCUGAGAAAAAAUGAUGAUGAAAGUCAUAAUAUAAAACCAAAAGCUCGUAGUGGUCUCAUAUCACAUUAA
Adineta ricciae is the source of this 957-nucleotide messenger RNA. Lineage: Eukaryota; Metazoa; Rotifera; Eurotatoria; Adinetida; Adinetidae. The record is from the annotation of a GenBank genome assembly.